Messenger RNA from Gloeophyllum trabeum ATCC 11539, 4205 nucleotides. RefSeq lists its product as uncharacterized. Bases 75 to 4109 code for a protein of 1344 amino acids. The transcript has 32 exons. Lineage: Eukaryota; Fungi; Basidiomycota; Agaricomycetes; Gloeophyllales; Gloeophyllaceae. The record is from RefSeq and is a predicted model, not a curated record.
CACGAAGCACGACGAGUGAACUAUACCUCUCAGCUACGCGAAAGGAGUCUUCGUCUGGUACCGGAUCAGACCUCAUGUCCCAUCUGCAGCGUUCGGGUCCGUCCAUUGUCAAGACACGUUCUGGCAGCGUGUUAUCUCGGGGUUUUAUCUUGAAGACAGACUACUACCCAUCAGGAAGGGCCCUGGAUCUUGAUCUCAAUGUACACGGUGCUCCAAACUUCAGGGCCCCUAGGCAAGGAAAUCUCAAUAUAUUUGGUGCCGCGCAACCUCGAACACAGGGUCUUCGAGCAAUCCUUUCUAUUCUGCGUGCCCGACCGAAUACAGCAAACCCGACCCACGUGGUAUGGUUUUCUACGAGAGAGGAACCUAUCAUAUAUAUAUCUGGACGACCGUUCGUACUUCGUGAUGCAUCAGAGCCUCGGCGAACGCUGAAGAUAUCCGAUCGCGCCGAGAAUCUAGAAGAUAUAGAGAGACGUCUUAAGAAUGAUAUUCUUCAAGAAGCUACCAAGUACGGUGGCCUUAUACUGACCCACAAUGAAGUUGCUUCAGACAGUGGCGAAGGUGCUAUAUUACCGACAUGGACGGCAGCCGAUGCCAGCAACGUGAAGACAUCGCGAGAGGUAUGGGAAAACAUGGCCAGGGAUGGGUGGAACGUCGAGGUAUGUCUUAUCCCUAUCUCACCCGAGCGGCCGAUUGAAGAUAACUAUCUAGAUGCCUAUCUCUCCGUGAUCAAGAAGACAGACCCACUUACUACUGCUCUCGUAUUCUCGUGUGGCAUGGGUGCUGUCCGGACAACGUUCGCCAUGGUUGCGGCUACUCUGAUCAGAAGGAAGCAGUUGUUGCAGGCCGGCUUGGACGACCCAUUUGCUCGGCGAACCUUGGGUCUCGGAUUCAACCCUCCGACGGUCGAGGGGACGAACGGUGCUUGCACACCGACGAGAUCCCCCGCUAGUUCUCCUGCUCCUGACAGCAAAAUCGCACAAGCUCUGGAACAGGCCAAUGCUCAACAGGAUCUGAAUCGUUCUCUACUAAGACUCACUUAUAUACUACAGCGAAGUAUGGAACAGGGAGACUCCCAGUCUGCAAUCGAACUUCUACUUGACCAGCCGACCCUUCUGGACAAACUAAGAAAGGCACACAUGGGCAAUUACAGUGCAAUAUUAAGCUUACUAGGAUGCCUCGACAACGGACUUGCUGCUAAGAGAUUGGUGGAUCGGGUUAUCGAUGCUUGCGAUCAUGUAACGAACCUACGAGAGGAUAUCCUGUCUCAUCGGGUGAGGUACUCACUAACAGUUACCAUGGACGAGGGUCCCAGGGAGGAGUUCCUCAACAAGGCUGUGAGGUCACUGGAGAAGUACUUCUUCAUUAUCGCCUUUGCGAGCUAUGUGGCUACUCAGGACCAGUUCACGACGACUUUCUCUAACUGGCUGAAGGCAAGAACGGAGAUAUGGAAUCAGGUUACUUUCUUGCGAAAAGUCCAUGGCUCUCGUCUGAACGUCUUCGCUCCCGUGAACGACCUUUCUGCCCUAUCCAAGACAGGGUCCGAGAGCAGAGCCCUAGUGCCUGGCCAAAAGAAUGACAUCGCCAUUUCUGGUGGCCAGGUCCUUGGGGAUGAAUACUCAGACCACGUUGUCAAGAACCGGAGCGGGAUUAUCCUCCGAGAAGGAACGCUCUUAAAGUCUGAUCAAUGGUUGAGUGAGUCUCAACACGUCGAGCGUGGAGUCAGGGGAGCCAUAAACUUCCGAAAUAUCCCCGGGACUAUGAUCUAUGCAUUGGGUCAACCCACUAUAGGUGCGAUAGACGAGGUCGUCGGGAGGAUAAAAAACGCGCACCCGGAAGUAGACCACGUCGUAUGGAUCACAUUGAGAGAGGAGCCAAUUGUCUAUGUUAAUGGAGCACCUUACUGCUUGCGAAGAGAGGGGUUCUCUCUGCGAAACAUGAAAGACUAUGGUGGCAUUUCCGCCAAUAGAUUAGAGGUGCUUGAAGAUAGGCUUCGAGACGAUGUGGUCAAUGAAUUGCACACGUUCGGUGGCAGACUUCUCCUUCACACAGAGACGGCGGAUGGUUCAGUAAUCCCUGUCUGGGAAGAGGUAAAGGAGGAGCAUGUUGCCGUGCUUAAGGAAGUCAUGGCCUCUCGCAGGACACCAGAGAUUGGAAUAGGUAUACACUACACGCGGAUACCGAUAACAGCAGAACGCCCCCCAGACUUCACGGAUCUCAGCGAAUUAAUCGAUGUUGUGAUACGGACGGACUCUACUAAUACGCCCAUUGUCCUGAACUGUCAGCUGGGUCGAGGGAGGAGCACAAUGACCGCUGUGAUUGUGCUCCUGAUUCAAAGAUGGCUUGAGAAUAGUCGAUCAAUGAAGGGCUCGCUGACACCAAGUCUAAGCCGAUCAUUAUCUGUAAAAUCAAUGACAGAACACCACGCGGAUACCAGCGCAUCUCGACGUCGGCGUCAAUCCUAUACAGUGAUAAAUAACUUGCUUCGUGUAAUCCGGAAGGGUCCGGCAGUCAAAGAUGCCGUGGACGAUGCCAUAGACCAGUGCUCAGAAGUUACUAACCUGCGGGAUUCAAUUGAGGAAUAUCGAGCGCGAGCGGAGCAGGCCACAGAUGAAAGGCAAAAGAAGUCCUUCGCUCAGAAAGGACUGCAUAAUCUCAGACGUUACUUCGAAUUGAUAAUUUUCCAAGCAUAUCUACGAUCCACGGAACCCGAUACCAUGCAAUCGCAUGAAACGUUCGAGAGCUUUGUAGCUAGCCGACCAGUCCUGAAGACUUUUGAGAAGGAGCUCCUGGUAGAUGGCACGGAUGCUCUCAAGUUGAUACAGCGCGCCGAUGUCGUUUCAGGAGAGGCGUUACCAGAUGAAGUCAUGCAAGUCGUGACCAAUCGUUCUGGUACCAUCCUUUCGGCUUCGACCAUCCUGAAGAGCGACUUCUUCUCUAAUCUACAGAAGAUGACACUGCCAGAACGCAUCGAGGGCGCACCCAACUUCAGGAGAGUACCACUGAUGCUCAAGUUGAAACAGACCACCACGCCCUCAGAAGCGGAUUUCCAGCCUUGGAUAGGUCCUGAUGCCAAGAUGGUUUGUGGGAGCGGAAUGCCCACCGUGCAAGGUCUGAGGAGAGCACUGGCCAGAGUUAACGCGGGCCCAGAAGGGUCGAAUACAGUCUAUUGGACAUCUCUACGAGAAGAACCCGUACUCUACGUCGCCGGCAGGCCGCAUGUUCUGCGUCUCUUUGACAGGCCCUUGGAAAACGUGGAAGCGACCGGCGUCACUACUGCCAUGGUAGAAGCAAUGGAGAUCAAUUUCAAGCGCGACGUCUUGCGAGAGGCGAGGGCUGGUAACGGCCGAAUCCUGCUUCAUGAUGAAGUGGAAGAACGGCCUGGAGUCUUCUCUCUUGUUCCGAUUUGGGAAACUGUCUCUGAAGCAGACAUCUUGACACCUCGCGAUGUUUUCGAUCUGGUUGCACACGAGGGGUAUAAGAUUAACUAUGAUCGUGUCGCGAUUACUGACGAACAAGCCCCAUUACCCGAUGCACUUUCUCAACUAUACGAUCGUAUACGUACAGGGCUUUCCAAUGCUGGCGACUUCGUGUUCAAUUGUCAGAUGGGUCGCGGUCGGACGACGACUGGGAUGGUGACGGCGUGCCUCAUAGCGACCACUGCCGAUUGGAAUCAUCAGCAGGAGCAAGUUGUUCAAGAUGAGAUGGUCGCGGAGGACUAUGACGCCCUGGAUGGGCCAUCAGAAGAAGAAGCGUAUCUGCAAGGGGAAUAUAAGAUCAUUCUGCAGCUGGUCGGGGUACUUUCUCAUGGCAAGGUCGCGAAGAGAUUGACAGACCGUGCAAUCGAUCUGAUGCAAGACGUGCAAAACCUCCGGAAAGCCAUUUAUGACUACAAGCUCAAAGUUCAAGCAUCUGAUAAGGGCAGUGCAAAGUGGCGGAAACUAUUCAAUCUUGGGGUUAAUUACCUGUAUCGCUAUGGAAUGCUUAUCGUAUUCGCCAACUACCUCAUCGAAUCUAGGGAAAGAACAGGCAGCGGGACCACGUUCCCGGCUUGGCUCAGGGAACACAGAGAGAUUACCAAACUUCUUGAAAAGCGUUCCUUGGAUUGACGCGGAGUAAGGAAUAGGUAGCGAUCUAGUCAACCACGUCUCUGUAAUUCGCGCCGUCUCAACGAUCAUAAUUAGCUACCAUAUCCAGGAGUAAGC